GCGAAGUUAAUUCCUACCGCCGUGCCGUCUGUGCAUGCAAACCACUCUGCCUGCCCUGUCCCGAGGUCGAGAGACACCGUCUGCCGCAAGCGAGAGAUUGCCACGGUAAGCAUCAUGCUAUAGCUGCUAAUUACAAGCUGCGCGUUAGCUAGCUCUGUGUAUUUUGCAUACCGUGUUCCCUUUGACACAGCCUCCUCUACAAGCAUGAUCAGUCUGACAUUAGAAGAGCAUAUUUCGUGAUUCACGAAUAUGAGCCAAAACAAAAUUGCCCUGAAGUAAAUGUCCAUAUCGUCAUGAAAGCUUCAUGGCUAGUGUUUGGAUCAGUGAUCGUCAUCAUCAAGCGGCUUUCACAACAGUGUGUUUGCGUUUUGUGUUAGUGCUAGACUGCUACGGUUCUCUUUCACAUAUACUGUAUUUGACCGUGACCGUGAUUUCUUUUUUAUAUACUUAUAUAUACUAUACUUUAUACUAAUAUACUUUUUUAUAUUUGUUUUCGCAAGAUGUUGACAGACGCCUCACAGCAGGAGACCGUGGCCAGUGUAGACACUGUGGAGAGUGUCGAUACUGGGGAUCAGCCCUUGCCCUCCUCCACUUCUGACGCUGGGACACAAUGUUAUUUGAAGCCCCCCCGAUGGUCUCACGCUGUGCAGGUUAACCUGAAGCCCAAGAUGGUUAGCGUGGGCACACAGACUUCAAUCAGCCCACAAACCUCCACUCCCCUCGCUAGUCCUGAACAGACAGUUGACGACGAUGAUGAUGAUAAUGCCACUGUCAUCAGUGACUUGUCGUGGGUGCCCGAAGAGCCGAUGGAUGAGGAGGAAUUGUUUGAUGAGGAGCCACCUUACACGUGUGACCCCCACCACAAGUCUGUGCAUCAUGUGGCUACCACCGUUUCUGGCAAAACCAGCCAAUGCUCCACAGGAACAUGCCAACCUGCAACCUCCACACAGACACUAAGAAUGUUGACCCUGUUUGGCCUGCAGUGCAUCAGUGCCAGCAGUUUCUUUCGCCAUCAGCGCCGCUACACCAUCCCUGUAAUCGUUCAGGCCUGGCAGAAUGAUCAAGCCAAGAAUUUUAGUGACCUACGGGCAAUGGAUGGCGGGCUAGUUCUUGCUGGUGACUGCAGGUCAGAUUCUCCUGGGCACUGCGCAAAGUAUGGGUCAUACUCUCUGAUAGAGGACAGAGUGAACAAGGUGGUGGAUGUUCAGCUUGUUCAGAGCUCAGAGGUCCCCAACAGCUCAUGGUGUGAGCUUGAAGGGCUCAAGCGCAGUGUUGGCCUGCUGAGGGGAAACGACCUGCAUUUGGCAACGCUGAUCACGGACCGACAUCGCCAGGUUGCCAAAUGGGUGAGAGAGGAGCUGAUCCCUGAAGGGACACAGCAUUAUUUUGACGUGUGGCACAUUGCCAAAAGUCUGGGGAAGGCAUUGGAUGCAGCAUCCAAAGAGUGUGACCAACUACAGUUGUGGAGGCCAGCUAUAGUGAAUCACCUCUAUUGGACUGCAGCCUCAACCCCAGAUGGCAACCCAGCGGUCAUGGAGGCCAAAUGGAGAAGUUUAGUGAACCACAUCCAGGACAUCCAUGACCAUGACACCCCUGCCUUCUCCAGUUGUGCCCAUGGCCCUCUAGACGAAGAUCAGCGCAACAAAGAGUGGCUGGACCCAGGCUCAUUGGCAGCAGUCAAGUUGGAGAACAUAAUGAUGAGGGCUGCCUUGCUGAAAGAUGUUCGUCAGCUGUCUCCACAGCACCAGACCUUCUCCCUUGAGGCUUACCACUCCCUCAUCUUGCACUUCGCGCCCAAGCACACUGGGUUUUCAUACCUUGGGAUGUAUAGCAGGCUUCUCUUAGCGGCGCUGCAUUAUAAUCACAAUGCCAAUCGCGAGACAGCACGGAGAAGUGACGGGACGGAGAAGUACUGCGUGCGGUAUCCGCGCUUCAGAAAAGGUGCCCAUGUGGUGCGUCCCAUCAAAGAGGCAGCCUCAUACGGUUAUGCAACAUCAUUAAUGAAGGCCCUUCGGGAGAGCUACGCCAAUUCACCCGCGGUUCUUCGAGAGGUUGGCGCCAAUUUGUCCUCCGAUGCACCCGCCCCCAUCGCCAAAUCCUUCGAACAGAUUCCUAAGGAGGAGGCCAUCAGCCUCUACCUAGCCCGGCAGUCACGCUUCAAGAAAACCUAAUUUCACAUUAUUAUUUUUUUCCACGGACAAGUCCAAUGAUUUAGUUGUUAUUAUUUGCAUGAAAUUUCUUUGUAUAUAAUUCAAAAUAAUUUGGUAAUCAUUUUACCUGUGCCUUGUCAACCUCUGUGUGCGGUGUUGUCUGGGCUCACUGUGUCUGCUUGAUGUGCUUUUGCAUGUAUCACUGCAUGUAUGCAUGCAUGAAAUAGUGUGCGUGUGUGUGUGUGUGAGAGAAAGAGAACCAUCAACUGACCCUCGGGUAUGACUACACUAUUGCAGAAUUAAUUAGAAUUAGAAUUAAACAUUGCGGGUCUAGCCCUUCAUCAGUGUUCCUUGUAUGUUUUGUGCCUAACCAUUUUUUUAUAUAGAUUUAAUUCCAACCUGUGUCUUUGUUCAGUAACCAUUACAAGCAAUGCCAAUCAACUUUUUUUUUAUCCAAAAUGCAUGUGUUCUGUGUACUAUAUAACAUUUUAAGGGCAAUUGAAUGAUCACAACAGAAUAAGCAUAACUAUUAUUUUUAUUCAUUUUCAUCCAAACAAGGCCAUUGAAAGCCCUGAUAGGUCUGGUCAUCAUUCUGGAAUUGCUGUCUGAUGGUUGAAACCACACAAGAGGGUAGAGGCUUCCUUAUACUCCUCCCUAAAACGCCAUAAGCCCAGCGUAUAGCUUGCCUGUACGCAGUGUACCGGUAUUGCCUAGGGAUAAGUAGGAAAGAUUCUUAAGUUUAAAACUCUGUAAGUAGGUUGGAAACGUCAUUUUAAGCCUGUUUCUUAUGCAUGUUUAUUGUGUAUGCAACACAUCUCCUGUCACCUAUAACUGUUGGUUCAAAUGACUCAGUGUAAAAAGAUUUGUAAAGUAAACAUAAACCAUGAACAUA
Gadus macrocephalus (Pacific cod) is the source of this 3042-nucleotide messenger RNA. RefSeq lists its product as uncharacterized. Lineage: Eukaryota; Metazoa; Chordata; Actinopteri; Gadiformes; Gadidae. The record is from RefSeq and is a predicted model, not a curated record. The transcript has 11 exons. Bases 501 to 2171 code for a protein of 556 amino acids.